UAUGGUUUGAGAUAGAUCAGAUACAGUGAGUGACAAUGGCCGGCUGUUAAUGAUCAAUAAAGGCUCAGCUCUUGACACCUUUGAACAUAUCAUUUAAACUGACGUGCUGGAUAAACUCUAUCAGUAAGGACGCAAACAUGAAGGUCCUAAACAGAGACGAACUACAGAUCGCGGAAGGAGUUCUGCUAAAACACUUACCGAAGAGUUUUAAGGUAUACGGUUUCCUAUAUGGAAUUAACAGGAACAAGCCAAGUACAUUGGAGGUAGUUGUUGACACAUGGCCUGAUUUUAGGGUCAUCAUCUGCCGACCUGACCCCAAGAACAAGCGCACUCUGGAGAUCCGGAAAAAAGUGACAUACUACACCAUGGAUGAACAGAUUUUAAGGAAAAUUCUGACAGAGGAGGAUGCAUUUGACUGGAGCACUUACUUCAUACUUGGAGGAUUUGACAUUUCCCACGCCCCCAUGCUCAAACAAGUGUCUUCUGACAGAAAUGUCAACAACAGAGGCUAUGUUUUGGUGCAUCUUCUGUAUUUGCCAGACAGCAGCCAUCUGCUCACACCAGCAGUUGACAGCGAGCUUGAAUCAAGGAUUUCAUCUCUUAACCCUUCCCACGUUGAUUUGGUGAAUAACACCUGGAAGUUUGGAGGCAACGAGCAGGGUUACAAAUAUAUUGAAACCAUCAUCAGCAACUUCCCGUCAUGCUGCAUCACUGACGGCCAGGGUCAGCCCGUGUCCUGGAUUCUGGUGUAUGAUUACUGUGCCAUGGGGAUUCUGUACACUCUGCCAGAGCACAGAGGGAAAGGCUAUGCCAAAGUUCUGGUCAGCAUCCUGGCCAAGAGACUCCACGCUCAGGGCUAUCCAGUGUACUGCUUCAUAGAGGAGGAGAACGUACUCUCCUACAGGCUCUUUAAAAACCUGGGCUUUAUUGAGGAUCCCUCAUACAGGGCGGCAUGGUAUGAGUUCAACUUUUGAUUUUGUAACCAUUGUGAUUUCUAACAAUUCAAACAGCGCGGACUGUUCUAAUGGAAAGUUAUGAAAAAGGUAUUCUGACACACAUAAUACAAUAAUAACGUCAACUUUUCAUAAUAGCCUACAGGUAUUUAGAGGAGAGAUCCAAAUGAAAAUAGGGUUUGUUGAUUCAUGCUUUGCUUUCUAUCAGAAUUUUCAGAUAAUGUUCAUACACAUACUGCAUUGGCAUUUUAUACACCCCAUUUUCAGUAAUGAUGGUUCCCCCAAAAUAAACAUAUUUUGUGUAAACAAUGUUGUAUUUUCUCUUUUUAAUGUCAAAGCUUCAGGUUCCCUGUGUAAAUUUAGUCCAGAUUCAACUAGUGUUUCCUUAAAUAUAAUAAAGGCUUCACCAUUAUGAAACAAUU
Molecule: messenger RNA, 1375 nt
Organism: Micropterus salmoides (largemouth bass)
Lineage: Eukaryota; Metazoa; Chordata; Actinopteri; Centrarchiformes; Centrarchidae
Exons: 5
Coding region: 138-974 (278 amino acids)
Cellular component (GO): mitochondrion
Molecular function (GO): glycine N-acyltransferase activity
Source: RefSeq, a predicted model, not a curated record